UGGGCGCUCCUCACAGAGCAUUGUCCCGGAUCAGCUGUGCAUGGCCCCGAAACCCCACCCAAUGAGGAAGGACAAGGCGCAGGGAGAAAGACAGGCGGAGAGAAUACGGGCUUGGAUUCGUAUUAAACGAGAGAGGUGUUUGUACGUCGUCGAUUAAAAACAACGCACGGAAGUAACCGUUUCAAGACCGAUAUUGGAGUUUCUCCAACUGCGUGCGAUACGAGUGAGGAGGCUGCAUAUAUAGUCAGCUGAUAUCUGUUAUUCGUAACAAGCCACUUUUCAAAGAUGAUCGCCUUGUUUAACAAGCUCCUGGACUGGUUUAAAGCGCUCUUCUGGAAAGAAGAAAUGGAACUGACUCUUGUUGGGCUCCAGUAUUCAGGGAAGACCACCUUCGUCAACGUGAUUGCGUCUGGCCAGUUCAGUGAAGACAUGAUCCCCACGGUGGGCUUCAACAUGAGGAAGAUCACCAAGGGAAACGUCACCAUCAAGCUGUGGGACAUUGGCGGUCAGCCUCGAUUUCGGAGCAUGUGGGAGCGGUACUGCCGCGGGGUCAGCGCCAUCGUGUACAUGGUGGAUGCUGCGGACCCAGAGAAGAUCGAGGCUUCUAAGAACGAACUGCACAACCUGCUAGACAAGCCUCAGCUGCAGGGCAUUCCUGUCCUUGUUCUGGGCAACAAGAGGGAUCUUCCAGGCUCCUUGGAUGAGAAAGAGCUGAUAGAGAGAAUGAACUUAUCGGCGAUUCAGGACCGGGAGAUCUGCUGCUACUCCAUCUCCUGCAAGGAAAAGGAUAACAUCGAUAUCACACUACAGUGGUUGAUCCAGCACUCCAGAACAAGGCGGACCUCUUGAAAACCAGACCCCGAUGACAUCGCCUCGAUGACAUCAUCCUGACGACAUCACCCCGACGACAUCACCCUGAGACUGACCGCUGUCCCUCGUUCAUCCCUCCCCCCCCCCCCCCUUUACACCCUUCCAUUCUCUUCUCAUUAAGAUGGUGUAAAGACCGUUAUUUGCAAUAUUUCAGUACUUCUUAUUUUAUACUUUACAUUUUUUUUAAUUUGUGACUUAUUUGAACUGGAUAACCUGAUUUUUUGCCAGUCCCUGGUGCAAUGACCUUGUUUUCAUGUGAUUUUGGUACUAAAGUCCCCCCCCAUAGUAAGCCUGUGUAAGGGAGCCUAGCCUGUUCUGCUGCUCCCAUAGGAACAGUGAAGCAGUGUAUUGCCCUGCAGUCCGGCCGUCUCUACCUGUAACGUCAGUUAGGAUGGAGGAAUUACGAGCAUGAACGUCUUUCGCAGACACACACUGCGUGCACCAUCUCAUAAAGCAUUUAGUUAUUUAUUACUCCAGCCUGGCUGUGGUUUAUCUCUUAAUAAUUUAAUGUGUUGUAUUUCAGUGAUUUUUAUUUUAAUUAUUUUGGUCAUCCAUGAUAAGAACACAUGGCUAUCCAUUUUUUUAGGCCAUUUGACAGUUGCUUUUUACUCCGGUGGUUAUCUGUAAAUCAUAAUCAGCCAUUGCAUGGUGGGAAAGAUGGCAACAUUUGGACCACAGCUCAACGAGGCACAUCUGUUUGUGACAUCAUUUAAGGCAACCAAUCGCAACAUGAUCAGGGAUAUUGAAACGGGGAUGGGAUGGGAUGGCAUGCCAUCAUUUUUGUUUUUGAAACCAGAGAGGAGCGAUCAUCGUACAUUGGUAACAAAUAGAUGAUAACUGGUGGAUACCUUCUGGCUGUACUGCCUAGGUGCCGUAAUGGAUCACGGAAUUAUAGGCAGGAAGUAUCCACCAAUCAGUAUAGACAUUGUAAUAUUUCUCAUUAGCAACACACUUUGUGAUUGGUGGAGCACCUCUCUGGUUUUCAUGCUAAUUGUGACAUCAUUCCCAUCCCUGUUUUACUGUCCUUGAACCCUAUCAGGAAGAUUUAUAAUGAGGGGUUGUGCCAUGUGGAUCAAACACAGGGCCAUCAGACCAGUUUGCGCUGAACACAAUUCUGCUCACUCUUAAGGCUUCACCUAAUUUAAAACUGCUGAAAAAAACCAGACCGUGCUGCUAACCUGCAGAAUUGCUAAAUUUCCUGGUUUAGACCGAACUUUCACAUGAAAGUUUUACAUGCAUUUUCUGAAGUGGAGUAGAUUGUUUACAGAGCGCUUUGAAAAUGGGUUUGGUGGAAGGCCAUGGAAACUUCCCUAUUUGAAACACAAGUGCAAUAGUAAAAUACAUUUCAGGCAGUGCAUGAUGGUCACACUGUGCUGUAAAUUGGCUAUAUGGUAAGACAGGUAUGCAGGAAGGGUGUAAUAUUUUGGAUACCUUUAAAAUAUAUCCCUUUAUGUUCACCACCCUGAUAAAUAUAUGAUAUGAUAUAAUAUUAAAGACAGCGGGGCUACACUUAAUUUACUUUAAUAUUCUGGUUAAUUAUAGCUAUAUUUACAAUUUUGUUUGUAAAAACAAUAGCAAAUUUGUAGAAAUGUAUCAUGUAUUAAACCGUUUCAGUUAAAAACUUGUAUACUUGCCAACUAUUUUAAAACUGUAAACAGCAGUUUCAUUCUUGUGAUACAAAACAAACUCAUAAACAGACAAUAAUUGUUUUCAUAGUAUAUAAGCGUUACUGCAGAAACAGUUUUGUUUUUGCUUUGUAUUUUAGACAAUGGUCAAUAAUCAUCUUUGCCAUUUUGAAUGUUGUCAGAAGUUUCUUGUUUGUAUCUUUUGACAUAGUUCACCUUUAAGUUUCCAUUCUGUGGAAAUGGAUUAGUGGUGGAAAGAGUGCAGAUAGAACUGUUGCAUCUGUGUUCCUGUCUAAAAGGUAAAAUAUCUGUGGCCCAUAGAGCUUUCUUGUUGUCAAAAUAGAUAAGGCAAGUAUAACUAAGUGUAACUUGUCUCUAAAAACAAUCAAUCAUGCAGCAAAACGUUAACAGCAACGUUGAUUUUGUCACACACAGUAUGUUCAUUGUUUGUAUAUAUCAUUGAUUUUUAACAUGAAGGAUGAAGAAAUAUUGUGCAUUAUUCUGUUUAUACGUUUCUUCUUCUACUGCUUACAACAUGAAGGUUUUGACCUUCUGGACAGGUAGAUAUAGGUGUAUUUUGGUCAGGUGGUCAGUGUUCCAUAAGUUUGCUCCUGUGGGUCGACCCAAGGCCAGCUCAUGGACUCUGAGAUUUUGUAUAUAACCGUGAUAAUAAAUGAACAGCAAGUGUAUCUAAAUUGAGAUGAAUGUGGCAUAUUUUACGUCUUAAACGGACAGCAUCCCCUCAUAAAUCAUAAGGUAACCUGAAUACUCUUCUUUGUCAUCAGUACCACACCUGAAUGCAUUUCCACUCAUCUUGCUUGUCUUCAUCUUUGGGAUAAGAGCUCAUUUUUCGUGAACUAUGUUCAUUCACCUCUGAUUAGGGUUAUUGUAAGAUUUAUCUGUGUGUUGUUUGUUGUCAACACUCAGAGUAGUUGGAACUGGAAAGGACACCCUCUGAAACAUUUAUGUUGCCUUUUAAUUCCAAAUGUAUUAUCAUUUCUUCAUUUUAAGCAUCUAACAUGUUCCAGAGUGCAAACAAACUUUAUUUUAAUGGGUAAUGAAGAACAGUGUAUUACUAUCAUUAAAGUAAAUUUGUGUACAUUGUAAUUUUGUAUGUUUUAAAUACCUUCAUAACUGUGUUUUUGAUGGGACUUUCCUGUAUAUAGCAACUAAAACCAAAUAGUGAAAGUUA
Molecule: messenger RNA, 3687 nt
Organism: Anguilla rostrata (American eel)
Lineage: Eukaryota; Metazoa; Chordata; Actinopteri; Anguilliformes; Anguillidae
Product: ADP-ribosylation factor-like protein 8A
Exons: 7
Coding region: 286-849 (187 amino acids)
Biological process (GO): anterograde axonal transport; protein transport
Cellular component (GO): lysosomal membrane
Molecular function (GO): GTPase activity; GTP binding
Source: RefSeq, a predicted model, not a curated record